Plasmodium cynomolgi strain B is the source of this 303-nucleotide messenger RNA. RefSeq names its product CYIR protein. Lineage: Eukaryota; Apicomplexa; Aconoidasida; Haemosporida; Plasmodiidae. The record is from RefSeq and is a predicted model, not a curated record. The transcript has a single exon. The annotation marks the transcript as partial.
GAUGAGGUACUGGAAGGGUUACCUUCACAUAACAUAUAUAAAUACUUCAAUGAAAACAAAAAUAUAGGCAAUAAUUAUGAUAAAGAUUGUGAAAUAAAAAUAAACGAUAAAACCGAAUAUCCUGAAUUUAAGGAAAUUUGUAAAAAUUUUGCUAAGAAAUUGGAAGAUAUAUUACGCAAUGUACACGGGAAAGAAACUAUUAAUUACUGUAUGUUGCUGAAAUACUGGGUAUAUGAACAAAUAAAAAAAGUAGUAAAUUUGAUAAAACGAUCUUUGAAGUAUUUAUUCUUACGGAAAAACUAA